CCAUGUAUCACUUGUAACUUGUAUUCUCAGCGUUGCGCGAUGAUGGUUAAAUAAUUCAUAACAACAUGGAAUUUAAAAAAGGAAAUACUAGAAACUCAAAAUAUUUUCUUGUUGCAGCCUAUUUGGUGAUAUCUACAAAGAUGUAUGUGUUUCAAGCAGAUACAAGUGUUCAGUGCUUCAUGAUUUCACACAUGCAGAAAACAAAACCUGAUCUUAUUCAAAGACAACAGGCAGCCAACCGUAGUGUGGAAUUAGUGAACAUCUCAUGCAGUCUCAUGAAAAGCAUCGGAAAUGAUGAAACUGAAAUAGGAAAGAAAUUUAGUGAAAUAGAACUUGACUUUCUAGAUACUGUUGAGAUCCAAGCGACACUGAAUGGAUUUGAAAGUGUAAACUGCUCUUGGAAACACAGAGAUGCCAUAUCAGGGUGCAUUACUGACAAAAGCAGAACAACAUUUUCCUUCAUGAUUAUUGAAGCUGAUAAAAAACAAGCUGGACAGUAUUUGCUCUUGUUUCAAACACCCAACAGUAGCUUCUUGGUGGAAUUCAGAGUGCAAGUAUUAACCUAUCCAAUGAAGCCAUUGCUACGUGUCUACGAAAGAAAAGAUGGAUACUCACUGAUUGUGCAGUGUACUUCUGAAGGUUACCCUCCACCUUCUAUUGACUGGCUUUCUGAUGACACUCCAGACGAUAAGUGUGCCAAAUCUGAUGACAAAACGCAGACAGUAGAUUAUUCUGGAAUGGUAGUGAAAAACAUUUCAGGAUCCCAGAUACAUAAAGAAAUGAAAUGGUGCUGUGCAUGCAAUAGAUUAGGCAUGGAAUGCUCCAGGCUGAUUGAUUUAGGUCAACUCCUUGAACGUUUUGAAUCAGAGCCUCGUGUGUUUCUUAAAGUUGGAGAUCCAUUUCUGUUUCGGUGCAGUGAUUACAAUAAUUUUCCUAUAAUCCGAAGUGACCAUACAGAAAAAAAGUUACAUUUUAUUGAAGAGCACUAUGGAAAAAAAAAGAUAAGAUACAUAGCAUUUCAAUCCGUUGCCAUGGAAGACAGUGGGCUAUAUACCUGUUUGCUUUCAGGAAACAAAUCUAGAAGUUUAAUGCUCUCAGUUGUGGAAAAAGGAUUCCUCAACUUUUCCAAGAUUAUUCGGCAAAAUGAAAUUACUCCACCUAAUAGUAUUUGCUUGAAUGUCACAGUUUUUGCAUUUCCACCUAUUCAGUGCAAAUGGAUGUAUAACAAAGAGUUAUUUUCUUGCAAUGUUCAGGAACCUGCUUAUGAAACAAGGAGGACAUUUAUUUUCUGUCAUCAUCACAAUAUUCCCGGUACCUAUGUAUUUUUGGGUGGGAACCAGGAAUUCAAGGUGAGGGAACAGCUAGACUUGUAUGUAAAAGCAACACCACACAUCAGUUUAGCAUUUGAAACUGACGGAAAAGUGGCAUGUAUUGGUGAAAGUUAUCCUGAGCCUGCUUUAACCUGGUUGGAAUGCCCUGAAGAGCUCAAUUGUAGUGGUGAAACAUCUUGGAAGAAAAUAAACGACAAUGGGAUUGCAUCAGUAACUGAUGGACAAAUUUUUGGCCAUAAAAAGGUUUCUAAUCUACUGGACCUAAAUUCACUGAGUAAAAAACACUGGAUCAGAUGUUGUGCACAAAACGAUUAUGGUUCUUUUUGUCAAAAUGUUGGACAAGCAAAUUUGCCACAGAAGAGUGAGAAAACAUUAUAUUAUGCAACAGUUGGGGUUGGUGUGCCUGUAGUUAUUCUUCUGUUAUGUUUCAUGUACUAUAAUGGCAAAAGGAAACCAAAAUAUGAGAAUCAAAUGCAAAUGAUACAAUUUAUUGGACCCUCGGAUAAUGAAUACAUAUAUAUUGAUUUUCGAAACAUUGAGUAUGAUACAAAAUGGGAAUUUCCAAGGGAAAAUCUGAAACUUGGGAAAGAGCUGGGUGCUGGGGCCUUUGGGAAGGUAGUUGCAGCCAAUGCUUUUGGCAUCUUUAAACCAGGAGAAUCUCUACAAGUAGCUGUGAAAAUGCUCAAAGAUAAAUAUCAGCCUUCUGAAAAAGAUGCCAUCAUGGCAGAACUGAAAAUGUUAACACAGAUUGGGAACCAUGAAAAUAUUGUUAAUUUGCUUGGAGCAUGCACUGUGUCAGGCCCAGUUUACCUGAUCUUCCAGUAUUGUCAAAAUGGUGACCUUCUCAACUACCUGAGGAGCAAUCGAGACAAAUUUCAGAAGACAUUAGCUAUUGUUUUAACACAGAAUAGCCUCAGUUUAUAUCACAAUAUUCAACAGGAUCAUAUUUUAAGCAAUGGAAACUUUCAGCAUGAUGGAUCAUAUAUUCCGAUGCACCCUAUAAACAUGGUUAAGACUUUAGAAGGAGAAAGAGAAACACUUCUGAAUACUUCAAACUUUGAAGACUGCAAAACGUUUCAUGGAUGCGAUUAUAAGAAUGUCAAAAUAUAUCAAGAAAGAGAAUUACAGGUGCUUACAUUUGAAGAUCUAUUGAGUUUUUCCCAUCAGGUUGCAAAAGGGAUGGAAUUUCUGACAUCAAAAAAUUGUAUCCACAGGGACCUGGCUGCAAGGAAUGUUUUGGUCACACAUGGAAAGACUGCAAAAAUUGCUGAUUUUGGACUGGCACGUGACAUCAUGAAUGAUUCCAACUAUGUUGUGAAAGGCAAUGCCCGGCUACCUGUGAAGUGGAUGCCCCCAGAAAGCUUGUUUGAGGGCAUGUACACAUUUCAGAGUGAUGUCUGGUCAUACGGCAUACUGCUGUGGGAAAUAUUCUCUCUUGGUGUCAAUCCCUAUCCUGGAAUUCAAGUAGAUCAAAAUUUCUAUAAGCUUAUACAAAAUGGAUUCAAAAUGGACCAGCCCUUUUAUGCUACUGAAAGAAUCUACACUAUGAUGAAAUCUUGUUGGGCACUUGAAGCAAGGAAAAGACCUGGAUUUUCACAUAUUGUUUCUUUCAUGGAAAGUGAGCUGAUGGAAGCAGAAGAAGAACUUUAUCAUAACUCACGAUGCAGAAACAAUCAAAGUUUUGUUGCUAAAGCUCAUCAGAAGUCUCCUUCUUUGUAAAUCUGCUGGAGAAGAAGAUACACCCAGAAUUGUGACUUUGCAAUGUGCUGCUGAACAAUGAAAGAAUGAAAGGAAAACGAUCUGGGGCUUCUUCUAAGGCAUUUCAAAUCCUUAUAACAAAAGUUUUCAUGUUGUAUACCUAAAUUGGUGAAUUUGUUAUGGAUUAACAAAAACUGAAUAAUUAUGGACAAAUUUUUGGAGAGUUAUUUGUUUAUAGCAUCAGUGUUACUAUCAACUUCUGACACCAGUAUUUACAUUUAAAAAACAGUGGAGUGUUUAAAAUAAGAAUAAGCUAUUGAAAUGAUUUUAAAUUCAUCUUUACUUUUGGAGUACAAUAUCAGUAAGACAUAGCCAAGAUAAGCAACUUUGUACUCCAAACAGCAAAUAUGCAAUAUAAACUCUUGGUCAACAUCAUGUACUGGGGAGUCACAAAGAAAAAGAUGGUAGAGCUAUAUUUGAGAAAUUUAUGAUCAGCAAUCACCAAACAGGAUGAACCAUCUGUAAGAGGACAAAAAUUAUAGUUGCAAUGCAAAUUUUCAGAGAACAUUCCUUAUAGGUUUCAAAGAAAGAAAGUGAGAAUACAGCACUGCAUAUUGGGGUUGCUGGCUAAAAGAAAUUCUAAAUAAGCUGUUUUAUGUGGCUUUAAGUUUAAUGGAGAAAGAAAGUGUGACUCUUUCCAGGCUUGAUUAACCUGGCUUCAUUCCUGACAGUAGCUUACUGUGAAUAUUAGACUUGUUAAGGCAAUAAAUGUUACGCUUAUAUUUGAUAAUGUAGUGUAUUACUGAUACAAUAAGAAUAGACUUAUUGUCCUUAGCCUUUUCUCUAAAGCAAUGCCCCUUUGGCAUGGGGCUGGUAGGAAUGAGACAUAACAUAAAUAAAUGUUUGGGUUUUUUUUUUAUUGUUUUUUGGCACUGCAUGCAGGGAACACCUUUUAAAGAGUGCUCAGUCUUGCCUGCAUGAAAUUCUUUUUAGAAAGAAAAAAACUAACAAAGCAACAAGUUCUUUGGUACUUUGUAUAGCUGCACACUGCAAUGUCCUAAUAAAAUAUAUAGUCACCCCUUAGAUGGUUAUACAUCUGAGUAGCUUUGCAAACAUUAUUUGGAUAGACAUGAAAAGAGCAUGUUUUUAUUUUCCUUAAUGACAGAUUUUUUUCCAGAACUAUUAAGCAACAAAAAUCAAAAGAUAAAAUGUGUACAUAAAUAUCUACUGUAUCUUGAAUUGAUAUAAUGCCACCAAGAAUGUCUAAAAUGUUGUCUUUUCUAGGUCUGAUCUCACCCAUUGCUCGUGUUUUUGUCAUACUAAUAUAUAUUUUGUAAAGUUUGCUUAAACCACAAUCUUUAAGUUUUUGCUUCAAAACAGAAGGCUCAGCUGAUGGUUGGCAGGUCAACACGCUCAUAGUAAAUGUGGCAGCUAAAUCAAACAGAUGAUCUCACAGAAUGCACAGACACCCACACUUAUGCUAGAGCAAUUGAGCACUGCCUUUUAGAGAUCAAUGAAUACACUGGAGGAGAAACAUAUUGACAUGAAGUGAGCGUUCAUUCUCCCCACUGAAGGCACCAAAUCCCAGAUACAAUCAUGAGACUCGAGCACUGCGGUCAGAAAAUGAACCACCUGGUCCCUGCACAAUCCACAUGCUAUUAAUACAUGAUGAAUUUGUAUAGUAGCAAUAUCAGACAUAUUAACUUUGACUUUAAAAUUAGUACACACAUUAUUUAGGCUCACAAUAAACUGCCUGUUAUAUUUCUCUGGCUAAUAAAACACUCAAACAUUUAAAAGCAAUCUUAAAAAAAAAUAAUCUGGUUAUGAUACCAUUUUUUUGUAUUUCUUUACUUUUGAAAAUGCUAACACAAAUACUUUUUUUAGAUGUGACACAGGAUUCAUUUAAGAAACUGUCAGCUGAGAAUUAUUGUUACAUUAUGAAAUAUGCUAACUUCAGAACAAAAACAUUUUUUUCUUUACCAGGAAUAUACAUUUUUUACAGUUACUUUCAGUCCUUUUUAUACUUUAAUACUUGGAUUAUUUAGUCUAAAGAAUGAUAUUUGCUUUAAUACCAAGCUCUUUUGUAAUAUUUAAAACUUGUGUUUAAUAAAGUUUGAUUAUUUUCUUAGUGUGUUGGUUUGUGUUCUACUAUUUAAACUAUAUUUCACCAUAGACUUUGAAUCACUAAAUUUACUAAAAGACUUAAAUAAAACUACAUUCAUCAUUAUUGCUGACUGUCUAAGAAGAGAGCAAUGGUAAAAGAAAGUAGUGCAUAUGUAAUACUGUAUGUGAUAAGCUACAAAGGGCAGAAAUAGCAUAGGAUUGGUGAAAAUCGGUUGAGCUUUAGACCUCCAGCCAUAGACUCAAAGUUGCUCUGGAAAGAGAAGGGCUUUGCCACGCACUUU
Messenger RNA from Erpetoichthys calabaricus (reedfish), 5434 nucleotides. It is a transcript of the gene flt3, whose product is annotated as fms related receptor tyrosine kinase 3. Gene Ontology annotation, molecular function: ATP binding; transmembrane receptor protein tyrosine kinase activity. Gene Ontology annotation, cellular component: signaling receptor complex. The coding region runs from base 66 to 3050 and encodes 994 amino acids. The record is from RefSeq and is a predicted model, not a curated record. NCBI's taxonomy places the organism in Eukaryota, Metazoa, Chordata, Cladistia, Polypteriformes, Polypteridae. Gene Ontology annotation, biological process: protein phosphorylation; cell surface receptor protein tyrosine kinase signaling pathway; cytokine-mediated signaling pathway. The transcript is spliced from 24 exons.